AUGCACUCAUGUGACACUCAUGAGGACCAGCCACGCCCCAUGUCUGCACGCGCUUUAUCUUGCCCUCCACUUACAUCGGUCUCACCCGGUCAAGCAGAAAGCCUACAAGCUACGAUGAAGACAUUCCGGCUCCUUAAUACAGCGACCUGGGCAGUCGAGGUCUUUGAGAUUGGCCAAGCGCCGCCGUACCUAGCCAUAUCCCACGCCUGGUCAGAUGCCGUCUUUCCCAGAAAACUGCCUCUCAGUCCUUCAUUCGGCAGCGAUGCAAUCGCGCAGACGAUCCACAAACGCGGUCUGCAUCAUGUGCGAUAUUGCUGGAUCGACCUCUUCUGCAUCAUACAAGACUCCGACGAGGACAUGUGCGAGCAGAUUCCGCUCAUGAGCCACAUCUACGGCGACGCUCAAGCCGUCUUGAUUAUGCUCACAAGCAAGCUGAAUCUCACGCAAGAGCAAGUGGACCAAGGCACAGCGCAGCUCGACGAGGCUAUUGCGAUUUGGCGCGAAGAAGCAUGGACGGACGAGGGCGUGCAAGAGUAUUGGGGGCGCGGGCGCGGGCGCGGCACGCUCGUGCAGGCUAUGGGCAUACUUGCGCGUUUUACAAACGCGGCCUGGGGCACCCGCGUCUGGACGCUGCAGGAGUACCUGCUGGCCACGACUGUUGUAUGGAUUGGCGCUGACUUGGAGCCAAUCUUGAUCCAUGAUGAGCUUUUUGUCGCUAUACCCCGGCUCUGCGAGGAGUUAGGCAUAUCCGAAUGCGCACACCGAGAAGACCCGGCCACCAGCGAGUAUGAACUGCUGUUCUCGCACUUCUCCGGCAUGGCCGCUCGGCGCACUGGUGCCAUCGAUCGCACGCGCGUGAUGGAGAUGCUCGGAAAUCGGCAGGCUUUUCUCCCCGUCGACGAGGUGUACGGUUCCAUGGCCGUUUCUACAGUCGAGAUUAGCGUCCGGCCUAAGGAGUCGAGGGAGAGUGCAUGGAAGAGGUGGACUGAGGCUGCGCUGACUGCUGGGCACCUGCGAUGGCUGAUGCUGCCUCCCUCUAUGCGCAUAGAGAAUAAUGCUGCUGGGCUGACAUGCGCAGAAGUUGCUUGCUCAGGGCGGCAUCUGCUAUCAUCGGCGUCUGGGUUGGAUACUGUAACGCCGUAUGGGCCUGUGACUGUUGAGGACGGUACAGUUGCGGUUACCGCAAGACGCAUUGGGCCGUGUGUCAUUCUUCGUAAACUUGGGCCCGUGCUUCGGGGUGGCGCCGGGUGGGUUCAUCGGGACUUGACGCUCAUUCUUUACGCAGAGGGUGCUUGGCUCUCUGCCAUUGAUGUAGCCGUCGCGUUCGGCGCUGGGCGUUAUACCAACAAACAGCUCAUUAUGAUUGCGCAAACACUUGCCAAUAACUACGAACGUGCUUUGCGAUUCAUCAAACAGCAUAUGGAGACCAAGUUUCGUCCGAUAUUUCCGGCGGAGCGGUAUCUGUCGGUAUGGGCUGAUUUCAUGCAGCUGCAGUCCCAGUGCGUCAUGGACAUGCUCAACUUUGGCGUUGGGUAUCUGAUUCGAGUACAAUGUCCUGCGACACAGAUACCGUUCGUGACCGUCCUCGUCACAAACGGACGCUGCCCGGAACGGGGCAUGGUGGCCUUUGACUGCAAUGCCCGCGGCGGUGAUGGACGGUCAAAGCUUUUGAUAUGUGAGAGACCGGACGCAGGGGCGUCGAAGCAGUCAAGUUUUCCAGAGACGCCAUGGCAUAAAGCCGGUGUUACGGUUGCCGUGGGUGAAGUCUACGGAUCUGGAUGGGAUUCCAUACCCUUCGACGAAGUUCACGUUGGAGGAUCGAGAUGCCGAGUAUGCAAAGGAGCUCCUGCUCCCGAAACGCAUAGCCAGCCCUCGGCUCGGGCUCCAAGACGACGAAAGGAUCAUUCGACCAUGAUGAGUGGUCGGUUGCGGAAACGACGCAGAGGUCAUGCACGUAAAAAUCGCAUCAACAAAGUCAUCAAAAUCAGGAUUCGUGGAAGGGGACGUCUGGCUGAUUUGAGCAGCUUGCUGGAGACAUGA
Molecule: messenger RNA, 2040 nt
Organism: Akanthomyces muscarius
Lineage: Eukaryota; Fungi; Ascomycota; Sordariomycetes; Hypocreales; Cordycipitaceae
Exons: 1
Coding region: 1-2040 (679 amino acids)
Source: RefSeq, a predicted model, not a curated record